AUGUUGCCUCAAUUAAAAGAUUUCAAUUGGUAUAUCGACAUGAAAUUAGUUCCAGGUGUGAAUGGUCAACGUAUUCAACAGCCAUCUUGCGUUCUUUCAUUAGAUGUCAAUGAUCCCACGAAAUCUGCUAAUGAAAACGAGCAAACAGUUCAAAUUGAAUUAUCCAAGGAGACUCUUAAUCUAGUCUUAGACAAUUUCACUCGUAUUCGCGAGCAAUUGAAUACAUUAGCCAAAAGAGAAUAA
This is a messenger RNA of Adineta ricciae, 243 nucleotides long. NCBI's taxonomy places the organism in Eukaryota, Metazoa, Rotifera, Eurotatoria, Adinetida, Adinetidae. The record is from the annotation of a GenBank genome assembly.